CACUCACAUUAGCCGCCGGCAUCUCACUCCGAACAGAUUUCGCCAUGAAGUUGAUCGUCUGCAUUGUGCUGGCUGUGUCAGCCAUGGUGGCUGCCGACGAGGGCUUCUUUCCCCAGUCUGCCCAGUCAGCGCCCGAUACCUACAGCAACUACAACUAUAACAACUAUUACGAUCACCAGCCUCCCAAACAGACUGGGUGGCUGGACCGCCUGUUCGGAGAUACCCGACGUCAGGGAUUGGGAGGCCUCCUCGGAGGACUUGGUGGACUUGGAGCCGCCGGCCCCAUCAUCGGAGUGGUGGUCGCCGUCGUUGCUGUGGUCGCGGUUGUGGCUGGCAUCGGCUACGUCGUCACCACCAUCAACUCAUCUGGCCGAGGCCUGGACACGGACGAAUGGGAGGUGAACCACUCGGUCUGGAUGGACCAGCUGCAGCGGGACUUCGAGGACUCGUGGUCGACGCAGUAGGCCUGGGACGUACAUCAUUUGCAAACGUCGCAGUUGGCACGCGCGGAAUCCAUCGCGCGCCGCGGGCUGCGUAGCAUGUCUCGAUAUGGGGGAGAAGUGUUUCUGUUCUCCGAAAAUUGCUCACUGAAGGGAUCAGAAGCUUUAACUCCAUUUGCCCUGUAGGCCCGUUUUGUAUGCUCUCUAGUCAAGGCAUUCAGACUAAGGUUGCGACCGUGGGGUCUGCAUGACACUAUUUUUUUUAAAUCAGCGAAUGCUUUCUUAUGAUGUAAUUUUUGGAACGCUCCAGUCCACAAAUAUGCUAUUGAUUUUACUCCGGAUGUAAAACGUGACGAAUCCUACCCUCCACCAAUCUCUCUGGAUUUUCAGCUUUUUCGCCUCCAACUUUAGUCAAAAGUUUCAACCAAUAGUGAGACAAGAGCUCAUAAUUAGCUGUCAUAAUUGGUACUUAAGCACGGCACAUAUAAAAGUCGGCAAUGCACACCUGUUUUUAACAUGAUUGAUUUGCUUAACUCACUUUGAAACGCAAAGCCGUCGCAUGCAGUAAGCACAAUGCGCCCGAUGGGUCGAACUGUUUGCAUACCAUUGACGACGGACUAAAACUGCCUGCGUUGUCUUUCAGUCCUGUUGUUAUGGCAAUUCGCCAGUCGCCAGACGUCGUCAGUUUUGAAGACUCGUUUGUUUUGCCAAUUUGUUUUUUGUUUUUAAUGUUUUGUGCUGUUGUGCGCUUGUUUUUGUUGCGUUGGAGAUAUGACAAGCCUGUUACGCCUGCACUACUGAUAAUUGUGUUGACCAUUGUAAUACAGUGGACCAUAAACGUGCGCGGCUUGAA
Pollicipes pollicipes is the source of this 1293-nucleotide messenger RNA. RefSeq lists its product as uncharacterized. The transcript is spliced from 4 exons. The record is from RefSeq and is a predicted model, not a curated record. The coding region runs from base 45 to 464 and encodes 139 amino acids. NCBI's taxonomy places the organism in Eukaryota, Metazoa, Arthropoda, Thecostraca, Pollicipedomorpha, Pollicipedidae.